Messenger RNA from Lathyrus sativus (Indian pea), 4215 nucleotides. The record is from the annotation of a GenBank genome assembly. NCBI's taxonomy places the organism in Eukaryota, Viridiplantae, Streptophyta, Magnoliopsida, Fabales, Fabaceae.
AUGGAAAUUCUUAUCUCUUCAACCUCCAAAACCAUUCCAUUCCCAUUUUUCUGCAACCCCAAAACUCUACAUCCAAAAUUCUCAUCAAACUGUAACAAACCAUUUCACAGAAACCAUUUCCCUUUCUAUCUAACAACUUCAACUUCAAGAAAGUUUCAAACUUGGGCCCAUUUCGGACGACCUACCAACCGCCGUAAUUCUCUGAGGAAUAAGCUUCUUCAGGAUAACCAGGUACGCCUCAAACAUAUUCCCGAUGACCCAUCUUCUGUUUCUAGUAAUGAUGUUGCAGAGAGUGAUGUAAAUUUUCAAAGGGUGUCUUUUGAUGGUGAUAGUUUAGUUGAGUUGGAAAAGCAAAAAUCUAAGCUUUUAGGUGAAUCUGUUUUUUUGAAUAAAUUGGAGAAUUGGGUUGAUCAGUAUAGUAAAGAUAUUGAGUUUUGGGGUAUUGGGUCUGCUCCUAUAUUUACUGUUUAUGAAGAUUCAUUAGGAGGUGUUAAAAGGGUUUUAGUUGAUGAAGAAGAGAUUUUGAAAAGAGUUAGGGUUCAGAAAGGUGUAAAUGAAAUUGAGGAUUUAUCUGACGUGAGGUGUAAGAUUUUGGAGGCUAAGAAGCUAGCGAGGGAUAUGGAGAAUGGUGAUAAUGUGAUUGCGAGGAAUAGUUCUGUGGCUAAGUUUGUUGUUCAAGGUAAGGAGGAGAAGGGGGAGGAGGGUGGUUUUGUUAAGGCUGUUUGUGGCUUUGUCGCUCAACCUCGGUUGCCUUCGAAGCUUUCUGGGGUUGGUGGUAAAGUAUUGAUUGUUUUGGUUGUAAUGUUUGCGGUGAAGAAAUUGUUUAGUUUUGGAGAUAAAGAGGUUCGGUAUACUGAAGUGGAGAAGAAAAUGAUGACGAGGAAGGUAAAGGCUAGAAAGGAGAAAGAGAUGCUGACGAAGGGCGCUGUUGAAGUUAUUCAUGAAUCUAAGGAGACACCGGUGAUAGGCGUUAAAAAGCCGAAGUUGGAUAAGGAACAGCUUAAGAAUAAUAUUCUUAAAGCUAAGGCUUCUUCUGAUAAACUUGUAGUUCAGAAUUCGUCUGAUGAAGUGAGAACUGGAUUGAUUGAUAUGGACUAUAAAGUUCGAGAGAUCCGAGAAAUGGCCAAGCGGGCAUGGGAAAUUGAAGGAAGAGAUCGUUCUCUAAUUAGUAAGGAUGUGGAAACGGAUGAUCAUGUCGAGGUGAAAUCCUCCGAUGAGAGUGAAGAAGUUAAAAAGAAUAGCAAACAGGAUAACAGUUUAAGUAAUCAUCAAAAUGAAGUUGCCAGGAAAACAACAGAUAGUAAUGGAGUUCUGGAUACAACUUCUGAUGAUCUCACGGAGAAGGGCGACAAUUCAAUCCUCCAGGCGGUAGCUCAUGAUGAUAGAGAAAUUAAUGAAGAGAAAAUAGAAAUCAAUGGAAAUGCUAUGGCCCUUGAGGACAGCAAAGACAACAAAUCCUUACGUACUCCGGUUAAUGGCUCCUUUAUAACUAAUAAAAGUUCAGUGAACAAGAAACCGAGGAUCAUACGGUCUGUUAAGGAAGCUAAGGAUUAUCUUUCAACAAAACAUGACAAACAAAAUCGUUAUACAAAAUCUCCAAUUAAAAUCAAGAAAGAAAAUAUUGCUGAUUCAAAGCCUUCCAAAUAUGUUGAUUUUAACAGCCAGAAGUCGCAAAAUUUGGAGAUGAAUAAUACAAUUGUGUCCAGAAGUGACACAUUAAAUGGAUUUCCGUAUUCCAAGCCGGAAAUAAAUGCCAGUGAAGAUUCUAAAAGGGAAAAGAGCCCGACAAAGAAUGAGUGCUGGGAAGAUUCUGGUAUUGAACCUGGAUUUGAAGAUCUUCAAAAGUCCAAGACCACUUUAGACCAUGAAAUUAACGGCAUUGGUACAGAAGGAAAGGGAAAAGAGCCCGGCAGGGAAAGAUUACUGUAUUCUAAGCCUUACAUAAAUGCCAGUGAAGAUUCUAAUCAGAAGGAAAGUGAAAAGAGCCCGACAGAGACCGAUUGCUCGAAAGAUUCUGGUAUUGAACCUGGAUUUGAAGAUCUUCUAAAGUCUGAGACCACUUUAGACAGUGAAAUUAACGGCAUUGGUACAGAAGGAAAGGGAAACGAGCCCGACAGGGAAAGAUUGCUGUAUUCUAAGCCUGACAUAAAUGCCAGUGAAGAUUCUAAUCAGAAGGAAAGUGAAAAGAGUCCGACAGAGAACGAUUGCUCGAAAGAUUCUGGUAUUGAACCUGGAUUUGAAGAUCUUCAAAAGUCCGAGACCACUUUAGAUCAUGAAAUUAACGGCAUUGGUACAGAAGGAAAGGGAAGAGAGCCCGACAGGGAAAGAUUGCUGUAUUCUAAGCCUGACAUAAAUGCCAAUGAAGAUUCUAAUCAGAAGGAAUGGGAAAAGAGCCCGACAAAGAAUGAGUACUCAAAAGAUUCUGGUAUUGAACCUGGAUUGGAAAACCUUCAAGAGUCUGAGAUAACUUUAGACUGUAAAAUUAACGGCAUUGGUACAGAAGCAAAACUGUCGGUGGAGAAAAGCUUCCAUGAAGCUGAGCCAACAAUCGAACAAAAUAGUAGCGAUACUUUAAAUAUGAUAUCAGAUUCUAAGCCUGACCUAAAUCCGAAUGAAAAUUCUGAUGAGGAGGAUAAUAAAUUCAGCCAAACAAAGAUUGACAACACUAAAGACUCUGAUGUUGAACCUGGAAUGAGAAAUCCUCAAAAUUGUGAGACUACUUCAGGUGAAGAAAUUAAUGGUGAUAGACGCAAGUCAAAAUUUACUGGAAAGACAGAAAAUUGGCUGGAGACAAAUUUCCAUGAAGUUGAGCCUAUAAUUAAGCAAAUUAGAGCUGGAUUUCGAGAUAACUAUGCGGUUGCAAAAGAAAGAGUUGAUCAAACUUUGGAUAUACCAUCUGAGAUGGAGUCACCUGAAAUUGGUGAAGAUGGCGGGGAACCUGACUGGAUGCAGAAUGAACAUCUUAGGGACAUUGUGUUUAGAGUCCGUGAUAAUGAAUUGUGUGGACGAGAACCAUUUCAUAUGAUGCGUGACGAAGAUAAAAAAGCUUUCUUCGAAGGUCUUGAAAAACAAGUAGUGAAAGAAAACAAAAAACUUUCUCACCUCCAUGAAUGGCUCCAUUCAAAUAUCGAAAAUCUUGAUUACGGAGCAGAUGGCAUUAGUAUAUAUGAUCCACCAGAAAAAAUCAUACCGCGUUGGAAAGGACCUUCCGUGGAGAAAAUUCCGGAGGCCCUAAAUGAAUUCCUCGAGGAAAAAAUAAAAAGAACUUCCUCCAAAAAUUUGAACCUGGUGAAGAAGGAUGAGAAGGACUCUACUAAAAAUUCAGCUGAUUCAUCUUCAAAAGUAAAGGUUGAUGGUUCUGUAGCACCGAUUAAGAAGUCAAAAACACCAAAGACUGUUAUCGAAGGAAGUGAUGGUUCUGUUAAAGCUGGCAAAAAAUCAGGGAAGGAAUAUUGGCAGCACACGAAGAAAUGGUCACAGGAAUUUUUGGACUGUUACAAUGCUGAGACAGACCCCGAAGUUAAGUCCGUAAUGAAGGAUAUUGGGAAGGAUUUGGAUCGUUGGAUCACUGAAAAAGAACUCGAGGAUGCAGCUGAUCUGAUGAAAAGAUUGCCUGAUAAGAAUAGGAGUUUCGUGGAAAAGAAAGUUAACAAACUUAAAAGAGAGAUGGAGUUGUUUGGACCGCAAGCAGUGGUUAGCAAAUAUCGUGAAUAUACAGACGAUAAAGAAGAAGAUUACUUAUGGUGGUUAGAUCUUCCAUAUGUACUGUGCAUUGAGGUAUACACGGUUAAAGAUGAAGAACAAAGAAUUGGAUUAUAUUCACUGGAGAUGGCUCCCGAUCUUGAAUUGGAGCCCAAACCAUGUCAUGUGAUUGCUUUCCAAGAUCCCGGUGACUGCAGAAACCUUUGUUACAUAAUUCAAACACACAUGGAAAUGCUUGGAGGUGGCAGUGCCUUUGUUGUUGCGCGACCUCCUAAGGAUGCUUUUCGAGAUGCUAAAGAAAGUGGUUUCGGUGUUACUGUCAUCAAGAAAAGUGAAAUUCAGCUUAAUAUAGACCAACCACUAGAAGAAGUGGAGGAACAAAUUACAGAGAUUGGAAGCAAAAUGUAUCAUGAUAAGAUGAUGAAAGAUCGAGCCGUGGAUAUAAACUCGAUAAUGAAGGGUGUGUUUGGUGUUGAUGUCUCCGACAAGAGGUUAAAGCGGAAGUUGAAGUAG